Messenger RNA from Paramisgurnus dabryanus, 399 nucleotides. Its product is annotated as histone H2B-like. NCBI's taxonomy places the organism in Eukaryota, Metazoa, Chordata, Actinopteri, Cypriniformes, Cobitidae. Gene Ontology annotation, cellular component: nucleosome. The record is from RefSeq and is a predicted model, not a curated record. Gene Ontology annotation, molecular function: DNA binding; structural constituent of chromatin; protein heterodimerization activity.
CGUCAUCAUGCCUGAACCAGCAAAGCCCGCGCCCAAGAAGGGCUCAAAGAAAGCCGUCACCAAGAGCGCCGCCAAGAGUGGAAAGAAGCGCAGGAGGUCCAGGAAGGAGAGCUACGCCAUCUACGUGUACAAAGUCCUGAAGCAGGUUCAUCCCGACACCGGCAUUUCUUCAAAGGCGAUGGGCAUCAUGAACUCUUUCGUUAACGACAUCUUUGAGCGCAUCGCCGGUGAGUCUUCUCGUCUCGCUCACUACAACAAGCGCUCCACCAUCACCUCGAGAGAGAUCCAGACCGCCGUGCGUCUCCUGCUGCCCGGUGAACUCGCCAAACACGCCGUGUCUGAGGGAACAAAGGCCGUCACCAAAUACACGAGCUCCAAGUAAAGCCGAGAGUACCCAAU